Messenger RNA from Micropterus dolomieu (smallmouth bass), 1318 nucleotides. Its product is annotated as lysine-specific demethylase 6B-like. The coding region runs from base 44 to 472 and encodes 142 amino acids. The record is from RefSeq and is a predicted model, not a curated record. The transcript has a single exon. Lineage: Eukaryota; Metazoa; Chordata; Actinopteri; Centrarchiformes; Centrarchidae.
CAGAGACAGAUGGAGAGGGAGGGAAAGAGGAGGAGGUUUCAAAAUGCCCAGCAGAAGAACACCAUCUUCCAACCCCACCCCUCCCUCUCCUUCACCACCACCACCUCCUCCUCCCCCUCCACCACGGCCUCCUCUUCGCUCACGUCGCAAAUCCAAGUCACCUUCAUCCCGCUCCAACCACUCAACCCCAAAACGAGUCUUGGAUUUGGACAGAAUCGGGGCCGCACAUAACCCAGAAGACAGGAGGCAAGCCCGCACAGGGUCCCGAGACCUCCGGGGCCCACAGGGUUCAGAUCUGGACAGGAAGUGGGAGGGCGUGGCCUUGGAGCUGCGUUGCCGUGGCAGCAGGAUGAGGUCGGCAGUGUAUCAGACUUCAGACUUGCCCUCCAUGGUCAAAGCCAAGAGACAGUUGGAGCAGAGUGAGAGCAAAGGGCAGAUGGACCGGAGCAAAUUGAAGGCAACCUUUGUUUGAGAAGCCUGAUGUUUAGUUGACUCACAGACUGCCUGACCUGAUGUCGUCUCUGACUCUGAUCACACUGAUGCUUUCUACGGCAGCUGUCAAGUUGACGCUCAUGAAUCAAAUGUCUCCCCAUUACAUACUUGCAACAUGCAACGAAAUGCAUCAAUAAUAUAAUAUAUAACAACAUAAACCUCUGAAAGGGACAGUGUUGCAUAAAGAGUACUUUUACUUUUAAUAAUUUAAGUAUAUUUUGCAGAUUUUUCUUAUUCUGUGCAUCCAUUUUUUAACUGCCGGACCUUCACUUGUAAUGGAAUUAUGGAUUUUGGUAUUACUACUUCUACUGAAGUAAAGGAUCUGAGUACUUCUUCCACCACUAGUAGUAAGUGUUUGUACAGGAAAUGUGAUAUGCAACAAGCUAAGCAGACAAAAGAUAGCACACAAAGGACAUGGAUAAGCUGCUCAACUGCAAAAAUUUAAUUAUUAUAAAAAAAAUAAAUUGUGGAUGGUGGUGAAACUGCUCCAGGAACACCUCAGUAAAGGCACAAAAAAUAAUGAUUAAAUCUUUGGAAAAAUAUUUUGAUUUAAUUGGCAGUGACAAAGUCAGUUUGAUUUAUAUUCAUCAGCUCACGUUUUAUAAGCUAAAUUAAAGUAGGCCUAUAUUUAUAUCUUGCAUGGAAACUGCAAAAACAGUAUCUACAACAAUUAGUAUGUGUUAAAUACUGUAUAUAAAGAGUAUGGACACUGGACACAGCAAUCCACUUCCUGAAACUUCUGCAUCAGUAUCUGUUGUUCCCUUGUAGUUGUUCUUUGGUUCUGUAUUUUGACAUAAAUCUGUAAUUUAAAGGGGUACACCAGUGA